AUGACGGAUGUUGAAAUGGCUGAAGCUGGCCAGGAAUUACCACAAUUCCCAACAGUUCAUAUUCUUCAAGUCGUUAAAGAUGCUCAACAACAACAUGGUUUGAGACACGGUGAUUAUGCUAGAUAUAGGUUAGUUAUCUUUAUUUUUGGAGUUAAAAUUAACAAUAAACUUUUUUAGAAAAUAUUCGGCAGCUAAAUUGGAAAGAAUGAGAAAAGCUUUGAAGUUUACCAAUCAACACAAUUGUCAAAAGAAAAGAAAGGCUAAAUUUGUAAAGAAAUGGUUGACUGAAGAAGCUUUAGUCGAUGCGCAAUUUUUGAAUUUUGGUAUUUUUGAAACCGAAAGACGGUAUGCUUCAGCAAUGAUUGAAAAAAUGACACUCGAAGAUAAUCCGGAAAAAUUGAGAAAACGAUUUUCAAUGAUAAAUAACUUGAAAAAGCCGUUCUUCAUGCUAACAAUCUUGAAAAUAUUGUUGUAAGCAGUGCAAGAGUGAGUUUUUUAUUCGAAAUUUUUUAAUUUGAAAGAAAAUUUUAGUGUGACGCUCCAACAAAACUCGAAGCUCAAGCUUACGCCGCGUGGAUGCGUGGAAUGUGUGCUUUUGAAUCGAGAGAUUGGCAAAAAGCCAGCGAAGCUUUGAAAUUGGCAAGAAAUGUUUAUGAUAAAUUGGCUGAAGCCACUAAUAAUACAACAUUGGCCACGUUAUAUAAAGGAAGGUUUGUUAUUUUUCUGUGUGAGAAAAUUGUAGGAAAAAACAAAAAAACUAAUUUUUGAUUCCUGUUUUGUGUUCUACUGAUUUAUGGAUUUCAUUCUUUCAACGAAAAAAAGUAUUUCUAGAUGUCGCGAAAUCCAACCACAACUUCGACUCUGCGAAUUCAAUAUUGCUGAAUCUCCAGAAGCUGUCGGAACUAUGUCAGAAUUGAUGGAACUUCGUAUGCAAAUGGGAGCAGAUGACAGUUCUGUUGAUAAACUUAUUUCUGAAAUGAGAUCAACUGCAACUGGCGCUGAAGUUGUCACAAUUGAAUGGGGUGGAAUGAAGAGUACUGUAGAAGACGAGAAAGCAAAACAAUGUUUGCAAGGAUGGAAACAAUCAGAAGCUGAACUCAAACAAUGUCAAACACCAAAAGAAAAAAUGGCAUUGUAUGAAAAAGCAACAGCGGAUACAAGAGAUGCAAUUGAUCGAUUAUCGGAUACAAUUAGAAGAAAGAAUGCUGAUAAUGCUGAUACAACUGUUUUGCAAUCAAUCAAGGCUUAUUUAGAUUUUUUGAAAAUGAGUGGAACCGCUUCGAGAUAUUUGGCAAUUAUUGAGAAUACGAAAAGUGAUAAGAAAAAUAAACCACAAGACAUGUUGAGAUUAUAUGAUUCAGUUAUUGAGAUUUAUAAAGAGGUUUCGGAAACACCUGGAGCUGAAUAUGAUAAAUCACUUAUUCAAGCAUUUGAAAUGAAAGUUGAAUAUUAUAGAGCAUUUAGAUGUUUCUAUAUGGCUUCUUCUUAUGCAGCUCUUCAAAAAUAUUCAAAAGCCACUGCUCUUUUUGAUAGAACUUUGACGAGAAUUAAUGAUGCUGAAGGACAACUCAAAAAAUUGAAAGCUAAUCAAUAUUUGACACUCGAAACACUUGAUGUUUUGAAGAAUUUGCGAUCUGAUGUUGAGGCUGCUAAGAUCAAUGCAAGAGCAUCGCGAUUAUCAAGUGCUGCUGAAAAUAGUGGAACAACUACAGAGGAAGCGAAGAAAAUUGAUGAGAGGGUAAGUGUUCUCAAAAACAACCAAAUUUGAUGAAAGUUUUUCUAGAAAAAAAAAUGAACACGUGAAAAGAAAAAAAAGCAUAAAAUUUGGUUGUUUGUUAGAAAAACAGUUUGUUUUGAUCGAGUUGAUAUAUAAUUAUGAUUAAUUUUCAGACCUUGUCGGAAACUUUGUCAGAAUGGCGAGAUUGGCGAGUCGCCGAAUCAGUUCGAAACAAAAAGACUAUUCCUGUCGCAAAAUUGCCUCCAGAUUUCAUUCCAAUGCCAAACAAACCAAUCUUUUUCGAUUUGGCCAAUUUCCAUCUAACUGUAAGUUGUUUUUAGAAAAUUUAAUUUUUGUGAGAAAAAUUGAAUCUAAAUGAUAAAAUUGACUCAUCCGAACAUUUCAAAUUUUCAUUUUUGAUUUGAAAAAUGAAGUGAAAUUCUAACCAGUUUCCAAUUUUUCUGUAGUUUGCUAAAGUUUACCUCGAGAAUAAUUUAUUUUCCUAGAUAAACAUCCUAUUAUUGUUCAUUAGUUUUGAAAUAUGAUAUUUUGAUUUCUUCAGUAAUAUUGCGAAAUUUGAAACCAGUCAACUAUUUUUUCAACUAUUUGUUUAUAUGAUUUCCGUUCACCUCGCCUUCAAAAAUCGAUUUUCUUUUUUAAUUUUCAUCAUUAUUUUUGCAGAUGCCAAACCUUGAAGAUCGUAUAUCUCAACUUCAACGUGACAACACUGCAAAAUCACCAAACAAAAAAGGAGCUCAAUCAGCCGGAGCUCAAAAUCAAGAAAGUGGAGGUGAAAAGGGUAUUUCAGGAAUGGUUUCAGGAUGGUUUUGGGGCAAAAAGUAAUAUUUUUGUUAGGUGAUUAUUUUUAUGUGAUUUGUUCUAAAGUAUUUGUUUUUAUUUAAUUUUGGUCCCUAUUUUUUCUCCAUUUCAUAUCUUUUUUUGCCCCUGUUUUUUCCUUGUUAUUUAUUCGUCAAAAUACAAAGUCUAUAAUUAUUUUCUGCUAUUCAUAUGUUAUUUUCAGAUAAAGAUUUAUUGCAACCUAAAAUUCUUAUUUUCCAUAUUUUCAUGGGAUUUAUCAUAUCCGUUCAGUAUUUCAUUCGACAAUUUCUCCUCUCCCACAAAUAAAUAAAAUUAUAGAAUUAUGAAAAAUGUCUACAUUGUACCCAGAUGAAAGUUAUUGUACAAGCGAUAUUGGAAGAAUUUUAUAUCAAUUAAAGGCAAGAACAAUUUUUAAAUUUGAGUUUUUUUUUCAAAAAAAAAAAUUUCAGACCGAUUGGACUUGUAAAUGUACUGUGAUAGAUGUGAAAGAAGAAAAAUAUAUUGCUGGAUCGUUCACUUUGUAUACUGUUGAAAUUAUUGUGAGUCAGUUUUUUUUGGGAGGAAUUAGAGUAUUUGUGUACGAAAAAAUGAAACUGAAUUCCGAUUUUUUAUAAUAAAAAUAUUUUUUGAAUAAAGAGGUCACGUUUUGAUAUAGUCAUAGAUUUAAAAAAAUUUAAUUAAUUGUAAGGCGAUGUUGCAGAUGAGUUUCUCCUUCGAGAAGAAAUGGGGCGAAAUUCAAAAAAUGCACUGUUUCGUCUCCACGUGCAACACGUCUCUCCUUUUUCUCCUCAAUUAGCUCGGGGGAGAAACUAAUCUGCAUCAUCGCCUAAAUAAAAUUUUCAAUCCGUGAAAAGUUAAUGACCAUAUUUAAAAAUAAUGAUUUGAAAAAAUAAAAAAUCUUCUCAAUUCUCCUUUUGCAGUGUGUCCCCAUCGCUUCACAUCUCAAUGAUCAUCCAGAAAGAUCUUUUCACCUUAUCACUCGAUUCAAAGAAAUGCAAAAAUUACACGGUGCUUUGGCGAAAGUUCACAAGCAAUUGUAUUUAAGAGGAACUUUUCCCGUGUUUCCACCAGCAAAAUUACUUGGAAAUAGUAUGUUUAUCUUAUUAGAGAUAAUUAUAAAAGUUUUUUCUUGCAGAUACUCCCGAAGUUAUUCAAGAGCGUCGAAUGGCUAUUGAGAAUUUACUGAAUUUCACAUUUGAUAGCGAAGUUUUGAGAAAAGCCAAAAUUUUGCAUGAAUUUGUGGAGGUUUGUUUUUUUUUCUCUGGUCCCUCCACAUCAUUUUUAUGCUUAUGUGUACAUAACAAAAAAGAGAAAGAGGAGGAAAAAAUUAUGUCAUUUUUCAGAAAGCGCGUGAGCGUGCCAACACUGCACAUGAAAUAACUGCUGGAGAAAUUUUAUACGACAAUAUUAAUAGUAUUUUGGAUCAACCAGUUGGGUGAGUUUUUUUUCGAAGUGGCUUUGAAAAUAGUAAUUUUUGCAGAGCUGAGGAUCAAAACGUGCUUACACCUCAACAAGUUAGUCAGAAAUAGUAGUCAUUCAAUAAUUUUUAUGUAUUUCACUUGAUUUUUCUUGCUAAAUUAACAAAGAUAUCAGUUUAUCUACCAAUCAUUUUUUUUUAAAUUCAUUUAUAAAUCAUCUAAUUUAAUGAAUAAUAAAUUUAGAAUGAUUCGAACGACUUCCAAUUUCCCGAUAUUUCUAUAAAUUCAACAAAUUCUUCCACAUUUUCUUCUUCUUCCUCCACUUCUACAACAAAUCAAAAUCAAGAAAGAAAAUCAUCGACGAUGCGAAAAUUGUUUCCCAAAUUUCGCGGAAAUAUCAACGAGCAAAAUGAUGAAACAAUUGAUUAUUUGGUAAAAGCUGGACAAUUGGUUGCAACUGCGCAAAGAGCUGAAGAUGAACAUGCUUAUGAGUUGGCAUUUCAGUGUUAUAAAAAUGCGGCAAGCAGUUUGAUACAGGUGAAUUUCGGGGAUAAGGGACUUGUGAUGAUGAAUGGGACCAUAAAGAUGAUGUUGUUCUAUAAAUCACAAUAAAAAUGAAUAUUUCUGGUCCUUUGCAGCUGAAUUUCAGUAUUCUAAUUAAAUCUCAUUUCAUUCUUGCUCCAUUUCGUAAAAUAUGUUAAUUGUAGAUUGCAAGGGUAUUACUGCGAGAGUAAAUUUUGUAUUCUGAAAUUUCAAAAAAAAAUUGAAGUCGAAAAACUACGUAUCUAAUUUUUGUGCCACGUCAUAACAUUUUUUAUUCUUCUCAAUUUCCAGGGAGUUCAAAUUGAGAGUGAUAUGACGAAACGAAACGCAGUACGUAGAAAAACUGCAAAAUAUCUCGUAAAAGCUGAGAAAUUAUAUCGAACAUAUUUAUCUUUAGAUGGUUCGGUCUUCAAUUUUGAUAGUCUUAUGACCGCUGCAAUGCAGGUUGGUAUUUAUUUCUUUUUUAUUCUAUUUGCCUAUUUUAUAUUUUUUUUCCCAGGAUCCAAAUAUAAUGGCGUUUCAAUGUUCGAAUAAAACCAUGAAAAAUUAUCGAUUUGUUGGUGUUUUGCCGAGUUUGGAAGUCGAGAAGAAGGUUUUAUUGGUUGAGGAGAAAAAUGGAGAAAAUCGAAAAUUUGUGAUGAAAUUAUUAGAGAAAGGAAACCAAGACAAUUAUGACUCACGAAUAUUUCUACCAACAAAUAUUCCUCACAUGGUCCAACUUGUGCAAUUUUUCGAGACUGAAAUGCAUAUUAUUCUGCUGAUGGAAUAUAUUGAACCGGGAAGAUUGUGGGAUUUUUUGGCGAAAUAUUUUGAGGAAAAUGAAUGUCGAUAUUUGAUGAAAUUGGGAACGAUGAAAAUGGAAGUGAAAGAAGGCGAAAAAGUGGAAGAAUUGAUUGAUGAACAAAAUAGCGAAGAUAUAAUUGGGGGAAAUCGAGGAUAUCGAGGAAGAAGACUGCUUUUUACAGUUGGAGUCGAUUUUGAAAGAGUUGUUGAGAUGAGAGAUCAAACUUCUAGUGUGAGUUGAUUUUUUUUAGAAAGAAAUCUAGAAUUAUAUUUUAAAAUCUUUCAAGGAAAUUGUUUAAAAUAUUUGACAAAUCAUUUCAUUCUCAAAAAUUUUCAGAGUGAUGCUCCUUCCGAAAACACACUUAUUUGCGAUAUGGGAGUUGAUGUAACUGGAAAAUCUGAAGCUCCUAAUGUUUCUGGCGAUUUUUCGAUUCUCGAAGGCUCUCGAGAAGAUCAGCAAAGUCAAUAUUUCCGAGUUGCUGAAGAAUCACCGGCUACAGUUCUAAUUCAAAAACCCACAAAAAAUAAAUCAUCUGAUGAAUAUUUGAUGGAACUUUCGAAAGCCUUGCGAACUGUUCGACAACAAUUAGGAGCCAGGAAAAGAGUCUGGAAUCAUGUAAGGGAAUUUUGAAAAUUAAAAAAAAACGGUGGGGUUCUUCUAGAUUGAUCUUCCGGAAUGUUUGAUAACUCAUUGGUCAGCUCAAAUCGUCUCAUUUUUCUUUGUAAUGCAUGCGGAACAUUUUGAAUUUAUUGGGUUAGUUUUGGGGAAAAUAAUAUUAUGUUUCAGUUCAAAAAUUGGAAUUUUUUCAGGGAUUUGAACACGGAUAAUAUUUUGAUUGAUAACGAUGGAAAUAUUAUGAUAACUUAUAUUGGAAAAUGGCACGAAUCUCGAAAACUUAGGCUAAAAGAUGGAUAUUCAGCUCCAGGUAAGAAAGAGACGCAGGUAGAAUUUACAAGUUAAAAAAAAUUAAAUUUUAAUGCAGAAGAAGUUUGGAAAUUGUUUCAACAAACUUGAAACUUAGCCUUUUUAUUGAAUCAUGAAAAUUUCUUCAGAAUCCUGUGUUUAUGGUUGGAUUCCAUCAGCUGAAUCAGAUAUUUGGACUAUCGGCGCUCUUAUGUUUGAACUUUUAUGUGGUCGAAGUUUGGCAAAUUGUGCACCUCAUGGAAUUCUUCGAAAUAUGGAAUUACCGUAUCCCGAACAGGCGAAUGUUUCAUUUGUUGCUAAAGAUAUUUUAAGCAUGUAAGUCAUUCUAAUUUAUUUUCCAAAUGUAAUUUCUCAUUUAAUAGGAUUCUUGUUCCUCUUGCGAUUUCACGACCUUCGAUUGAUGAAAUUAGAUCACAUCCAUUUUUCCGAAAUAUUGAUUGGAGAUUAUAUGACAAUCCAACAUUUCAACAACAACCAUCAACGAGUAAUAGUACGGGAUAA
This is a messenger RNA of Caenorhabditis angaria, 6706 nucleotides long. The record is from the annotation of a GenBank genome assembly. Lineage: Eukaryota; Metazoa; Nematoda; Chromadorea; Rhabditida; Rhabditidae.